Molecule: messenger RNA, 619 nt
Organism: Jaculus jaculus (lesser Egyptian jerboa)
Lineage: Eukaryota; Metazoa; Chordata; Mammalia; Rodentia; Dipodidae
Product: nuclear cap-binding protein subunit 2-like
Exons: 1
Coding region: 51-527 (158 amino acids)
Biological process (GO): mRNA cis splicing, via spliceosome
Cellular component (GO): nuclear cap binding complex
Molecular function (GO): RNA cap binding
Source: RefSeq, a predicted model, not a curated record
CUCCGGAUUGUUCGCGCAGUGCUCGGCUCCUCGCUUACCCGCUCUGCAUCAUGUCGGGCAGCCUCCUGAAGACGCUGCGCAGCGACUCCUACGUAGAGCUCAGUCAGUACCGGGACCAACACUUCCGGGGUGACAAUGAAGAACAAGAGAAACUACUGAAGAAAAGCUGCACAUUGUAUGUCGGAAAUCUUUCCUUUUAUACAACUGAAGAACAAAUUUACGAACUUUUCAGCAAAAGUGGUGACAUAAAGAAGAUUAUUGUGGGUCUGGAUAAAAUGAAGAAAACUGCAUGUGGAUUCUGUUUUGUGGAAUACUAUUCAAGAGCAGAUGCAGAAAACGCCAUGCGGUACAUAAAUGGAACACGUCUGGAUGACCGGGUCAUUCGCACAGACUGGGAUGCAGGCUUCAAGGAGGGCAGGCAGUACGGACGUGGGCGGUCUGGGGGCCAGGUUCGAGAUGAGUAUCGGGAGGACUAUGAUGCUGGAAGAGGUGGCUAUGGAAAACUGGCACCAAACCACCCAGGCUGACCUGGAACUCACUCAGUGGCCCUAUGCUGGCUUUGAACUCAGCAAUCCUACCUCAACCUCCAGAGUUCAUGGAUUAAAGGAGUGCACCACCA